CGCUAGGGCGCCAAAACCCCCAAUUCCUCUCCUGUCUGUCCCGUCCUCACCUUCACAUUCACCAUUCACCGCAACCCCAAACCCAACUGUUUCUUUGCAGUGCCUAGCAUCUCUGCUGGCUUCUUGCUGUUCUUGAUUUUCAUUGUCUAAAGAGUGAAGAAGAGUACGGCAGGUGAAUUGGCAGUUUCCAUGUGAAUGCUAUUGCUCUGAAUUAUUCAUGUUGGAUUACUGAAAGAACGAGAAUACGCCCUUUGCUUCUGCAUCCAUGGAAAAAAGAAAUGAAGACCUCGGAUUCAAUUUAAUGAACACUGAUUCGCCUAACCGUGACAGGAUUCCUGGUGAUUGUCACCGUAAUGAUACAACCACCUCUCUGCCUGUGGGAUCACCAUCUCCUUUUCCCAGCCGGAAUUUGAAUGCAGCAUCUCAAUAUUAUAGCAGGCAACCCGCUGGAGGCAAUUCAAGGAUUGAUUCCUCUCAGUCCAAAAGUUAUCAGAAUCUCCUGAUGGACCAUAAUUACACGCAUAGAGGAGUGGAACACAACUUCCUUCCAUGCAGGCCAGGUUCUAUUUUUCCAUCUCCAGAAGGACACACAGGGUGGCAAUAUCAACAUAAUAGGCUCAAUAAUCAAACGAUCCCCACUGAUGUGAGUAAUGCUGCCUUCAAUCUAAAUAGUUUUGAGAAGCCUGACAGUGUGACCCUAAGUUAUGGUUCAGCCAGAAGACCACAAAUGGUCAACCCUAGUAGAAUAACAAUGAGUGGUAAUAUUGGGCUUCCUCCACUAGAUAUGAAUUUGGGAAUGUCUCAGUAUAAUCCAAACCAAGGUGGUGCAGAGCCAUUGCUCGCUAUGGGUAAAUGCGAUGAAAACUUUAUGAGCAUUGGUUCUGGAAGCAGUAAAAUGGAGUCUGAAUCCAGUGCUGUAGUACCAAAAGUCAAUGUGAGGGGUAAUUCUGAAAGGGCAUUUUUUCCUCCAAGCGAUACUGAUCAUAAUCAACUGGGUAGCAGAAGUUCCUUAAGCCCUGGUUUAGACAUGAAUGGUGCCUUUUCUGCUUUUCAGAAUGACAGUGAAAUAAUAUCUAAUUUAGCACAUGCAGGCAAUCAUGAAGCUCUGUUUGAUUCUAGACCUGUUUUACGUCUGGGACCGUCAUAUGCUUUUCAAAGCCCAGCUGCUGGUGACCAAAACCAUUAUUUAGGGAAGGUCAACAGGGAUCUAGGUCUGGGAAAUGUGAAAAACAUAGGGAUGGAAUUUACAGAUGUAGGUCACAAAAAUGGCCUAGAAAGAUGCAUGGAUCUAAAUUCAUUGCCAAUUGUUGGCAGUCAAUCUUUGCCUUUUGAAAGUGGACAGAGCCGGGUGAACAGACAGCUAGUUUCCUCUUCAAGUGGGAUGGUAACUGAUAAGUUACCUACGGAGCUGUUUCCUAUAAAUACCAAUAAGUUCUCAUCACAGUUUCCUAGUCGUCCUUUAGCUGUGGCCACUAGAAGCACCAGAGGGCAGGAUCCUUCAAGUCAUCAUGGUCAAUCUCAGGCAGUUGGUUCUAUUCAGCAAUCAAACUCUCCACUUCGACCACAUUCUACUUCUGAUCUAGGAAUGCAAACUGGAAAGGGAAAUAUGACUUCUCAACUUUCAGGGCCAGCCAUCAUGUCAUCUCUAAAGAGACCUGCUUCCCAACCACUGUCAUCCACUGUCCAGAAUCAACACAGGAAGACCCUACCAACUCAGUUCAUACAUCCGUCAAUACCAACUUGGACUAGAUUGGAUCCAUCAGUCCUAAAUGCAAACCGAGCAAUUUCUCCCUUGGUCCGCCCAGCCCAAUCACUCACACCCCAAGCUACUCACUCUGUUGUUCCUCCAUCGUUCCCCACAACUCAGGCUAAAUCUGCUGUGCCAGCCCCAAACACAACUCGGGCAAUUCCUCCUUUAAUGCACACUGCUCCGGUUCUCCCACCUAAUGACAAGAGAAUCUCAUCUUUCCACCACCCCUCAUCCCAUACUUCACCUCGUACAAACCAAUUUAACCAUCAAUUAGCUCGGGCUCGCCAACGUUUGAAGGCUCAGAUUAUGCCAUCUGCUUCCGGUUACAUUAAAUUUAAAGAUGAAACACCAGAACCAAUUGGUUAUAAAUGUUUUUUGUGCAAGAGGGAUCUAUCCUACUCACCAGAAGGGCCCAUUUCCCUGCCACCUACUCCGCCUGCUGUUGCUGUCCUAUCAUGUGGCCACACCUUUCACGAUUGUUGCUUGGAGCGAAUAACCCCUGAUGACCAAUCCCAUGAUCCUCCAUGCAUUCCUUGUGCUCUUGGCGAGUAGUGUAUUUAGUCUUAAAUUUCCAAUUCUUCCAUUUUGAUCUCAAAAGUUCUUAGUGGUUAGAAAAAGUAAAAACAGAAUUUUGGAGCAGAAGAGGUAGGCUAUUAUUGAGAAUAUCAUAGUAAGAUUAUUACAUUUAUAUAUGAAUAUAUUGUCUGUUAUGUCCGAGCAUAUAGCUGUUGAGGUAUAAUAUUAGAAAAAUAGCAAGCACUCAUAUUUACUAAC
Messenger RNA from Cajanus cajan (pigeon pea), 2524 nucleotides. RefSeq lists its product as uncharacterized. Lineage: Eukaryota; Viridiplantae; Streptophyta; Magnoliopsida; Fabales; Fabaceae. The record is from RefSeq and is a predicted model, not a curated record.